AUGAACUUCCUUCCACGUUUCUCUAGACAUGCUUUAAGGAUGAAGCCAUUGCGCUUCAUUGGAUUGAAAAAUACAAAACCGAUGAUUACCUCUCGUUUGGCAAGUAAUGGCCCCGUAAAGGAGAAACCCUCGUUGAAGAAACUGAUGCAAACGUACGGAUACUCAGCACUGGCGGUGUACUUGGGUAUUUCAAUGAUUGAUUUACCUCUUUGCUUCUUUGCAGUUCACUCACUCGGCGAAGAAAGAAUGAAGGUUUAUAUAAACAGGGUUAAACGAAUGUUUGGUUAUGGAAAGGAGGAACAGGAGCUCAUCGCUGAAGUCAGAGAUAAAAUUGCCCAUAAAGAACAGAAAAAGCUAUCAGGAGAAGAGGUUCAAAAUGCUUCUUGGUGGGAGAGAUUCAAGGAAAGUACUUUGUUGACGGAGUUUGUAAUCGCUUAUGGUCUCCACAAAAGUUUGAUCAUAAUUCGUGUCCCCCUAACGGCUGCCAUAACUCCUGCUACUGUGAAAGCUUUACAGAAAUGGGGCUUCAAUAUUAGCAAGUUCAACAAGAGCUUCAAGACGACUGGGGAAUCGGCAAAGAUCAGGUACAAGUCGGGCGAUCCCAAUGAUUUCAUCAAAGGAGCUCAGUUGCCCAAACAGAAACCAACCAAAGGGCAAAAGUGGUUUGAUGGAAUGAUGUAA
This is a messenger RNA of Lachancea fermentati, 681 nucleotides long. Lineage: Eukaryota; Fungi; Ascomycota; Saccharomycetes; Saccharomycetales; Saccharomycetaceae. The record is from the annotation of a GenBank genome assembly.